Molecule: messenger RNA, 1646 nt
Organism: Octopus sinensis (East Asian common octopus)
Lineage: Eukaryota; Metazoa; Mollusca; Cephalopoda; Octopoda; Octopodidae
Exons: 10
Coding region: 1-1209 (402 amino acids)
Source: RefSeq, a predicted model, not a curated record
AUGCACUAUGAGGCACGUUUGGUUUUCUUAAUCUGCUACCUUGAAAGGAAAUUUGAAGUAGAGUGUGCCGUUCAUCCGUCACCGAGAAGAGUCGGAGCUAUUCCUGAUGAGGCAUCAACAAUAUGCCGCAAAAGUGCCGUCCACUAUGCGAAGAUCUUUGAAGGAGGCUUUACACUUCUAAUUUUCGGCGCUCCGAUAACUGGGCGAGCAGAAUAUAAAGAAAGUGAUUUCAAAAGACUUACUAAAUCAAAAUGCUUAUCUGACAAAAAUGAAAUAACCGAGAAGACGGCAUCUGGUGCCCAAUGUGGACUUCUGUGUACAGCACAUGCUCAGUGUGGAUAUUUUAGCUAUUGUAAUGGCGCCUGUCAUUUGCAUCGACCCUUUUACAGCGAAGAACUUGAAGAUUAUACUUGCAACAGUUCAUUGUAUAUUUUGCUGAAUGAAAACGGUAAACAUUGGCAGAAAGUAUUUGAGAUAACCAAAAAUUCAUUUGAAAGAAGUCCUAUUUAUCUAUACUGGGACAUUUUGCCUAUUAAAAAGGUGGAAUUUCAGUUGAGUCGACCUAAUAAAACUUACUCGCUAAUUUUCAAUGGAACGGGGACAAAUUCCACAUCGUGGUUCCGGGAAGAUAAACUCAUUUCCCAUCCUUUGGCAAGCGGUACUCCAAUGAAAUUUACAUUCAAUAAUAAUUUCAGCAUGCCAUAUUUUCGCAUUGAUUGGGGAAUUACUGGCGAAUUUGGAUGGAUGGAAGCCCAAAACAAGAAUGGGAAUUACGAAAUUAAGUAUAAAACAAAGAACAAAACUGAAAACCGGCAGAAAGUGUUUAAGAUGACCGAAAAAACAUUUUACAAAAGUCCUAUAUAUUUAUACUGGGACAGUUUGCCAAUUGAAAAGGUGAAAUUAUGGUUCAGCAAAAGUGACAUACGUUAUGUGUACACUUUCAAUGGAACGGGGACGAAUUCUACAUCAUGGUGUCAUAUUGAUAAAUUUAUUGAUCAUACUUUUACAAGCGGUACUCCAACGAAAUUUACAUUCAAUAAUAAUUUCAGAGAACCGCAUUUUCGUGUGGAUUUUCAAGCUGCAUCUAGUACUGGUGGCGGCUGGAUGGAAGCUCAAAAGAAAAGUGGAACCCACGAAAUUUAUUGGCAGAGGGAGAAAGGUAAAAAAACAUAUCUUACACACAUGGCCGUCUCAGUUAUUCUAAAGUAGAAUAUGUUUAAUCCAGAAAUUGUGUAUUGUUAUAUUCCUACAAAACGAUAUCAAUACAUACAUACACCAAGUUUUCCACAAAAUUGUUCCAUCUUUAAGCUCCAUCCUGUCAACACCUCAAAUGUAAAAUUCUCCCCUGAAGAAGGAGGCGGUGCUAUCCGAUAAUGGAACCAAGUAACUAACAUUAUUCCGGACCACCAACCCUCCAGAAACAGCUGCUGGACUCGUAAAACGCAACUUAUAUAACUCCUGAUAGCAUUUAUUUUCUGUUCAAGUCCGACUCUUUUAAAUCCAUUCACAUGUACAUUUUCCAUAUUAAGUAUAUUCAGUAUUCUGUGUAAACUGACUUACCUAACUUGCUUGUUCUUACAUCUAUUCCUCUAUCUACUCAAGUUCAAAUCUCUUGAGCAUUUCGAAGUGUAUUCUAUAUAGAGAAC